This is a messenger RNA of Hyposmocoma kahamanoa, 3311 nucleotides long. It is a transcript of the gene Btl, whose product is annotated as fibroblast growth factor receptor homolog 1-like. Gene Ontology annotation, biological process: positive regulation of cell population proliferation; fibroblast growth factor receptor signaling pathway; multicellular organism development. Gene Ontology annotation, cellular component: signaling receptor complex; membrane. The transcript is spliced from 14 exons. The record is from RefSeq and is a predicted model, not a curated record. Gene Ontology annotation, molecular function: fibroblast growth factor receptor activity; ATP binding. NCBI's taxonomy places the organism in Eukaryota, Metazoa, Arthropoda, Insecta, Lepidoptera, Cosmopterigidae. The coding region runs from base 239 to 2887 and encodes 882 amino acids.
GAAGACAGCGGAUUCCUGAAAAAAUUGCCUCUCGCCGUCGUCAUUUCAACGGAUAACGGACUAAAUCGUGUUCAAGUGAUUGUGACUAUAGAUUUUCCGUGACUUUACAUACAGUUUUUCCAGACUUUUCCCGUCUAGCGCUACAUCAUUUUUCGCGGAUACCCCUUGUGGGGAUUGUAUUCAUUCCGAGAAGCUGAACUUAAUGGAUCCCAACAAGAAAAGUUGACUUGCUGGAAAUAUGAGAGCUUUUGCUAUUGCAUUUAGCCGCAAAAUGCCGAACGGAGUCGUUUUUUUGCUUCUGGCCACGGUUGCUUUCGUUUCUGCCAAGGAAAUUACCUUAGACGACACCCGUGCAGUAAUAAAGGCUUCAACUAACGAGCGAAUAAAGCUGAUAUGUGGACUGAAACCGAAAAAUCAAAUUCAACCUGUCCGAUGGUACAAAGACGGUCAACUGCUGAAUGGCCAAUCUAAAGUCAAACCUUCAAUGAAAAUGAUAUGGCAAAUACGAGGAUUCCAAGCAGUGGACGCCGGAGUUUAUGCAUGUCGAGCCGGUGAUGACAAUGGUCAAGAAUUCAGCGUCACUAUUAAUCAUAUUGAUCCUGAAUUAGCAGAAUACCAAUCUGAUGCCGAAGCACAAAAGGUGAUGUCUGAAACGUUAUCGCAUCAAAAAGCAGCUUCACUUAGUAAAAUGACACCGCCUUUACAAAAUAAUACAAUGAAGCUACUUGAGAAAGAUCCUUAUUACAUUACCACAAAAGAAGACGAAGAAGACGAAAACAAUGAAAACCAUUCCGAUGCUAAACACACAGAUAAUCGAACUGUUGAUAAGUUUCCUCCGAGAUGGAAGAAUCCUUCAAGAAUGUUUGUUAUGGAAAUGAAACCUGCUGGUAACUCCGUUAAACUGAAGUGUGUUCCAGAUGGGAAUCCUACGCCGAAUAUAACUUGGUACAAAAAUAAUGGUCAACCUAUUGUGAGAACUUACUCUUCUCCAGUGUUUGGAAAAUGGGCUAUGGUUCUUGAAGAGCUGACAAAAACUGACAACGGGAAUUACACAUGUGUUGUGUGCAAUGAACUAGGCUGUAUUAAUCAUACUAUAGAGUUGACUGUACAAGAACGUCUAUACUCGAAGCCAGUGACCACCCAAGGUGCGAGCAACUUGACAGUGUUGGUAGGUGACACUGCAAGAUUUGGGUGCAAAUUUCUUACUGACAUGCAUCCUUAUAUUUACUGGAUGUAUUUUGGCAAAGACGAAAUUAUAUACCAUGAGCCUAGCGAUAAUAAAGAAAAGGAGUGGGUGGUUUACAACGAUAGUACCAGAGUAGUGAUGAGUCAAAACCCGUUAGAUAAACCCGAAACACUGACAUUGUACAACGUUACGAAGAAGGACGAAGGGUGGUAUGUUUGUGUUGCCAUGAAUCAUCUGGGAAAUGCCACAGCUAAAGGUUAUCUUUCAGUAGUCGAUUCAUAUCCUGUUACAAAACAAGCUGCUCUUGAAAACGGCAAACACGCGUUGCUAAUUAAUAUCUUGACAGCCGUACUAGGAGCCAUGUUUUUUGUAGCUGCCAUUAUAGUAGUGAUGAUCUUCAAGAAGUUAAAGCGAGAAAAGAUCAAAAAGCAGCUCGCUAUAGAGACCGCAAGAGCUGUUAUCGUUACGCAUUGGACAAAGAAAGUCACAGUUGAAAAACCUCAGAUCAAUGGAUCUAAUGUGGAUGCUAGCGAAGGUUUGUUGAUGCCUGUAGUAAAAAUAGAGAAGCAGAAGCUGUCGCAAGUGCAAAGUAAUACACCCGAUUCGAUGAUGAUGUCAGAAUAUGAAUUACCGGUGGAUGUGGAUUGGGAGGUGCCAAGGGAGACACUGUCUUUAGGCAAAAUCCUAGGAGAGGGAGAAUUCGGAAAGGUCGUGAAAGCUGAAUGCGUCGGUAUUCUGAAACCAGGUGUCCCGUCUGUAGUGGCUGUAAAAAUGUUAAAAGGUAGGUACGAUAUUAUUUAUUUAUUUACGAAACGCUCACAGCGAAAUAGACAGAUGACAAUAUGUAUUUUUUUUAUUUUAGAAGGUCAUACGGAUGCAGAAAUGAUGGCAUUGGUAUCUGAAAUGGAAAUGAUGAAAAUGAUUGGAAAACACGUAAAUAUUAUAAAUUUACUCGGCUGCUGCACGCAAGAUGGUCCACUUUAUGUCAUUGUUGAAUAUGCACCAAACGGCAAUCUUAGAGAAUUCCUACGAAAUCAUAGGGCAGGAAACCGAUACGAAUCACCGAUACAGGAUUUGAAAGACAAAAGAACACUAACACAGAAGGAUCUAGUCUCAUUUUCGUACCAAGUUGCGAGAGGAAUGGAAUAUUUAGCAUCAAGGAGGUGCAUCCAUCGCGACUUGGCUGCAAGAAACGUUCUCGUUUCCGACGAUUGCGUCCUCAAAAUAGCAGACUUCGGUCUUGCAAAAGACGUUCACAGCAACGAUUAUUACAGAAAGAAGACUGAAGGCCGCCUGCCCGUUCGGUGGAUGGCACCAGAGUCACUUUACCACAAAGUAUUCACCACGCAGACGGAUGUUUGGUCGUUUGGCGUGCUCCUAUGGGAGAUCAUGACACUCGGCGGCACUCCAUACCCAACUGUGCCCGGGCAGUACAUGUAUCAACAUCUGAGCGCAGGACAUCGCAUGGAGAAGCCACCAUGCUGCAGUCUUGAAAUAUACAUGCUAAUGCGUGAAUGUUGGUCUUUCUCGCCUGGUGACAGACCGUCAUUUACGGAGCUGGUUGAGGACCUUGAUAAAAUCCUGACCGUCACGGCGAACCAGGAGUACCUGGACCUUGGACUUCCUCAACUUGACACUCCACCUUCAAGUUAUGACGGUUCUGGUGAUGAGAGUGAUAGUGAAUUCCCUUUCAUAAAGUGAAGGACAGCGACACCUGAUGAAUUCUGAAGUAUAAAUAAAAUAUUGGAAAGCAACAUCUUACUAAGUAUAUAUCUUUUGAAGAUCACAGUAGGUAGUGAUAAUUCAUGUCUUGAUAUUGUAAAAAGUUAUUUAGUACCUAUUUAAUACCUAUUAAUUUACGAUCAAAUGAAUCUUUUCUAAGUAUACACUAAUAAUACUUAAGUUGGUGUUCGGGAUUCUGAAUAAGUAGUUUAUUUUAUUUGUUAGUAAAUUUGUGUCAUCCCACCUGAUUUUUUGCGCUGUUAGUGUACCUACGUAAUGCUGAAUACUCUAUACUAUACUCUCAAGUGUAUGUAUGCUAUAGAUUGUAAAAAAAUUCCUAAGUAGGUAAGUAUAUAGAUCCCUAUUUCAGUCUAAGAAGUAUAUAAUAUAGAUCCUAUCUAAC